This is a messenger RNA of Brassica napus (rape), 1313 nucleotides long. RefSeq names its product glutelin type-D 1. Gene Ontology annotation, molecular function: nutrient reservoir activity. The transcript has 3 exons. Lineage: Eukaryota; Viridiplantae; Streptophyta; Magnoliopsida; Brassicales; Brassicaceae. Bases 93 to 1163 code for a protein of 356 amino acids. The record is from RefSeq and is a predicted model, not a curated record.
CGUUCUCUCUAUCAAUGACUUCUCACAUCAAAAGUUUCUACAUCUCUCUCCUUUAAUCAUUCUUUCACCGUUUUCAGUUUAGCGUUUUAACAAUGGAGUUGGAUCUUUCACCUAGACUACCGAAGAAAGUGUACGGAGGAGACGGAGGUUCGUACUUUGCAUGGUGCUCUGAAGAGCUACCCAUGCUACGUGAUGGCAACAUUGGAGCCGCUAAGCUUGCUCUCGAGAAGUAUGGCUUAGCUCUUCCUCGCUACUCUGAUUCCUCCAAGGUCGCUUACGUUCUUCAAGGAUCUGGAACAGCUGGAAUUGUUCUCCCUGAAAAGGAGGAGAAAGUGAUUGAAAUCAAGAAAGGAGAUUCCAUAGCUAUACCUUUCGGUGUGGUGACAUGGUGGUUCAACAAUGAAGACGCUGAGCUGGUCAUCCUCUUCCUUGGUGAGACUCACAAGGGUCACAAGGCAGGAGAGUUCACCGAGUUUUACUUAACCGGUUCCAACGGAAUCUUCACCGGUUUCUCAACCGAGUUUGUAGGCAGAGCAUGGGAUCUCGAUGAGACCACAGUGAAGAAGCUUGUCGGGUCUCAGACAGGAAACGGGAUCGUCAAAGUUGAUGGGAGUUUGAAAAUGCCUUCACCUAGAAAAGGUGACAGGGAAGGGUUUGUGUUGAACUGCUUGGAGGCUCCUCUUGAUGUUGAUAUCAAGGAUGGAGGAAGAGUUGUCGUGUUGAACACAAAGAAUCUUCCAUUGGUUGGUGAAGUUGGAUUUGGUGCUGAUCUUGUGAGGAUCGAUGGACAUUCCAUGUGUUCUCCUGGAUUCUCUUGUGACUCUGCUCUUCAAGUUACUUACAUCGUUGGUGGUAGCGGUCGUGUUCAGGUGGUUGGAGCUGAUGGGAAGAGAGUUCUUGAGACUCAUGUGAAAGCUGGUGCUUUGUUCAUUGUUCCUAGGUUCUUUGUUGUGUCCAAGAUUGCUGAUUCUGAUGGGUUGUCUUGGUUCUCCAUUGUGACCACUCCUGAUCCCAUUUUCACUCACUUGGCGGGGAAGACAUCUGCGUGGAAGGCAUUGUCGCCGGAGGUUCUGCAGGCGGCAUUUAAGGUUGCUCCGGAGGUGGAGAAGGCUUUCCGAUCUAAGAGGACUUCUGAUGCCAUUUUCUUCCCUCCUCCCAACUAGAUUAUGAACUAAGCUUUGGUGGUUUUAGUUUGGUUUGUGGUUUAAGCAAAGUGUGUUUUAUUUAUUUUCUGUUGGUUACUAUGGACUAUGGUGCUCUCUUCUCCGUGUUACGAAUUGAAUAAAUAAGAAAGGAUGAAAAACUUCGUUUAA